AUGUCGCCCAAGGCCACCCGGAAGACCCAGCCCCAGGCAGGUGGCCCCGAGUUCCCGCCCCAAGAGGCCCAGGAGGAGGGUUCUGAGAUGCAGCUGCAGCCGCAGGCAGGUGCCCCCGAGAGCCCAGGCGUGCUGCAGACCCAGGCCAGCCCCUCUGGGAUCCAGGACCUGCCCGAGCCCCAGUGGGAAGAAGCCCCUGAGAUCGAGCCCGAACCCCAGCCAGGGCCCUCCUACAGCUUCCUGCUCCAGCUCCAGCCGGGGACCCCACCCCAGUCCGGUCCCGAGUCCCCCAGUUCCCUGGAGGCCCAGCUCGAGGCCGGCGCCCUGGCCUCCCAGACCCUAGGGCAAAUGGAAGCGGAGGCAGACGCCCCAAAGCCGCCUUUCCAAGUUGGGGACCAGGUGCUUUCCCUGCACGGUGCGCUACUGUACGACGCCAAGUGCCUGCGGGUGGCCGAGGCGGCGUGCGGGGCGGCGGCCGAGGCCCAGGCCGGCUCGCUCACCUACCUGAUACACUACACGGGCUGGAACAAGAACUGGGACGAGUGGGUGCCGGCCAGCCGUGUCUUCGAGUACUCGGAGACCAACCUGCGACGCCAGAGAGAGCUCCUGGCCGCGCACCAGGCGCAGCUGCCGCCCGCCAAGAAGGGGCGCGGGGGACCGCGCGCCAGGAAGACCCCUGGCCUGCAGCAGCGGGGCGGAGGCCGCCCCGGGCCCGCUGCCGAGGCCCUGGGCGCGGGGGAGGGCGGUGGCCCGAGCCAGGCUCCGCAGCCCGGCCCGGCCCCCCGCAGGAAGCGGGUGCGCCCCGAGCCGAGCCCCGAGGGACGGGCAUCCUCCAGGAUCCGGGACGAUGUGAAGGUGGAGAUCCCCGAGCAGCUGAAGCCGUGGCUCGUGGACGACUGGGACCUGGUGACGAAGCAGAAACAGCUCUUCUCCCUGCCGGCCCACAAGAGCGUGGACGCCAUCCUGGAGGAGUACGCGGCGGCCCGCACAGUGCCCGGCACGGAGCAGGAUCAGGCCUUCGCCGUGGUGGAGGUGGUGGCCGGCAUCAAGGAGUACUUCAACGUGAUGCUGGGCACGCAGCUGCUCUACAAGUUCGAGCGGCCGCAGUACGCCGAGGUCCUGGCGGCGCACCCCGGCGCGCCCAUGUCACGCAUCUACGGGGCCCCGCACCUGCUGCGCCUUUUUGUGCGCAUCGGGUCCAUGCUGGCCUACACACCGCUGGAUGAGCGCAGCCUGGCCCUGCUGCUCAGCCACCUGCACGACUUCGUGGGCUACCUGGCAGAGAACUGCGCCGCCCUGUUCCGUGUCAGCGACUACAGCGUCGCCCCUCCCGAGUACCACGAGAGAGCCGAGUGA
Molecule: messenger RNA, 1356 nt
Organism: Trichosurus vulpecula (common brushtail)
Lineage: Eukaryota; Metazoa; Chordata; Mammalia; Diprotodontia; Phalangeridae
Product: mortality factor 4-like protein 1
Exons: 1
Coding region: 1-1356 (451 amino acids)
Biological process (GO): regulation of DNA-templated transcription; chromatin organization
Cellular component (GO): NuA4 histone acetyltransferase complex; nucleus
Source: RefSeq, a predicted model, not a curated record